Molecule: messenger RNA, 1566 nt
Organism: Penicillium egyptiacum
Lineage: Eukaryota; Fungi; Ascomycota; Eurotiomycetes; Eurotiales; Aspergillaceae
Source: the annotation of a GenBank genome assembly
AUGCCCGGAUCAAGCACGGCGUCAUCCAGCCCGAUUCAGUCCAGCCCCCCGCCGAGAAUGCGGGCAAGUGCGAGGCCGGUCGAAAGACCAGAGGGACAUGGCACAAUCCAAUCUGGAAGCUACAGCAGCUAUGAAGGAGGCAGCUCCAGGGUGAGAGCCUUUCCUAUCCCCGGGUCAGAUCGUAAAAGACGAUUGACCAGUACCGGCGAGGAUGCGAGGUUGCAAUGGGGACAAUCUGGGGGCACGGCUGGACCGGCCCGAGACAAUGGGGGAUCCUCCAGGAGUACCUUGCCGCAUAGAUCUGUUUCGAUGGUACUGCCUUCGUCCCGGACUAGAACUUCUAUUUCUGCAACACCUGGCUCGUCAUCUGCAACAGCAAUUGAUAUCUCUUCCUCUCCCCCAGCGGCGCCUCGUUCUUCUACUUCUGGCGAACAACUGCCGGUUCUUUCUCGACGACAUAGUCAAACACCAUGGAUUAAUCAACCUCACUCCAUUAUAUCUGUUCGCAACGAUCCACGCCCACCGUUUAUGGAUAUGACUCUCCCGAAAUGGCAGGCAGAUUCGGAUGUGUCAGAAUGUCCGAUCUGUGGGAUAGUCUUCAGCUUUUGGCACAGAAAGCACCACUGUCGAAAGUGUGGGAGAGUCGUAUGUGCAUCGUGUUCCCCACAUCGGAUCACAAUUCCCAGACAGUAUAUUGUCCGACCUCCUGAAUUUGUUGACCUCCCCGAUUCUCCGCCAAUGCCUUCCUCCCGCCGUCCACCGGUGGUCGAUCUCACAGGCGACGGCCCUGUUCUAUCAUCACCAUCAACAGUAGCAACAACAACAACAGGACCAACGGCACUCAAUCCUGCUCUUGGCGGAGGCGAAGAAGUACGGCUUUGCAAUCCAUGUGUGCCAGAUCCAAACCCGAAUCCCCUUGGCUACAAUACCGUGCGGGCACACGGCCACCGAUCCACUCAUUCUCUUUCAUCCACUAUAGCCAACGCAUACCAUGCCUUACCAGGUCCGAGCCAUAAUCCCGAAGCUCGUCAGGAGCGACGGACCGUAGGUGCAAACGACCGACCACAGUUCCUGAACGAACUGAGCUCGCAAGCCCGCCAAGUUCCCUCGGCCACCGGCUUAGCCCGACCACGUCGUUCAUUUUCUAGCCGCGACGGUAACCCACCCCAUGGAGCUGCGCUGGAUGAGGGUGAAUUCUGCCCCGUAUGCCGACGUCAAUUUCUCCCACUGAGUCCCGAGCAGCCUCUCGAGGCGCGCCAAGCUCACACCCGGGCGUGCAUCGAGGGCUAUUUGAGCCCGACUGCUCCGCCCCGGACAUUAUCCGCGCAACAGAGUCCUCCGCUGCCCCGCCCUCCGCCGCCAGCCCGCAUGCUUCCAUUUGUGGCCACAGAGAAGGAUUGCCUUGGUGAAGAUGGCCAGGCAGCGGAGUGCACGAUUUGUAUGGAGGACUACGAGGUUGGGCAGGCCCUGGCCCGCCUUGAGUGCCUGUGCAAGUUCCACAAGCACUGCAUUGUUGAUUGGUUUGAGAGGAAGAUGGAGUGCCCUGUCCACAAGCUUUCCGAAUAA